This is a messenger RNA of Schistosoma margrebowiei, 267 nucleotides long. The record is from the annotation of a GenBank genome assembly. Lineage: Eukaryota; Metazoa; Platyhelminthes; Trematoda; Strigeidida; Schistosomatidae.
AUGGCAUCGCUGGAACAUAGCCGCAGAGCUGUAAUAAAACAGGAUGGCGGUUGUCUUUGCACUGAAGCUGUCGUACAGACAAUGGCCAUGGUAAAUAUGAAUACGAAUACUUGGGAUCAUAACAUAGACGCCGAACUAUUUUCUGUGCUAGAACAUGAUGAGUGUAACAAGCAAGAAAAAUCUUGCUCGAUAUUAUUGCUUCUUAGUGACGACAUGGAAUCUAUUUUUGCUCAGUUAGUGACUUCUGAACUGAAGUCUAUACUCUGA